Molecule: messenger RNA, 801 nt
Organism: Leptosomus discolor (cuckoo roller)
Lineage: Eukaryota; Metazoa; Chordata; Aves; Leptosomiformes; Leptosomidae
Source: RefSeq, a predicted model, not a curated record
AUGACGGUCCCAGAGUCCAUGGAUGUUGUUAACGGAGACGAAGCGACCAAGGAGCCGCUGGCACCUGGCACUCCACCUGGAAAGGGAAGUGAGCGAGCAAGCACCACAGAGGAUUCUCAUGUCAAUUGGAUACCCGGUGUUUUUCCAGACAUUGAAGAUCGUCUAAAGCAAUUGCAGACGCCUCUUCCUACUAGAUCUACCUUCAGUAUAUAUGGUAACCAAGGACCACGCAAGGGACAUUAUGAAUCCACCACUUUCCCUGGAGAGACCACGACAACAAAAAUAGUUUCACAACCAAGGUUCGCUCAGGUGCCAGAAUGGCUGAUCAUCGUUGCCGCGCUUGUGGCACUCGCGUUGAUUCUGGCAGUGUGCAUCGCUGUGAACAGCUGGAGAAGGUGUGGGCAGAAGAAAAAGCUAGUGAUUAACAAUGGCAAAGGGGCAGUGGAGGACAGGAAGACAAGUGGUUUAAAUGGAGAUGCCAGCAAAUCACAAGAAAUGGUGCACUUGGUUCAUAAAGAACAGUCAAAUGACCAAACAGGAGCAUGUGACGAAUUCCUGACCAUUAAUGAAACACAAAGUCAUCAGGAGCUUGACAUGAAGAGUGGAGUGUAAUGGUACCGAGCUGCCAAGUAGAUCAGAGCUAAGGAAAUCAAAAUCAUGUGGAACUUGGACAGGAAUUCACAGAUACACUGAGCUACUGAUGUCUUUUGAACAUAAUUAAACAUAAGUUUUACUCAUUUUUAAUCACUUUAAAAUGGUAUCUGAGUUACAAAAUUGACACUGGCUUUCUAUAAUUAGCCC